GCCACCGACCCUCGCAGUCGCAUAGUCCCCACUCCCCACACCUCGAUCGAUCGCGCGCGGGAGCUACCAGUGAGAAGCGGCAUUUGCAUGCAGUGCUAGUGUAUACGUGCGUUGUCUCUCGUCGUGCAUGGGCAAGAAGCCCGGCGGCGCCGGCUGGCUGGCCACCGUCAGGAAGGUCUUCAAGCCCGGCCCCUCCAAGGACCUGCGCCUCGCCAAGAAGCAGAGGGGAGGAGACGAGCAGGUUGUCGGCGAUGCGGUGGAGAUACUCUCUGUGGACCACUUCCCUGGCGCCGAGACGUCGCCGGAGGUGACGACGAACGAAGGCGGCGGCUCCGUCGUCUUCGGCAGGGAUAUUGAGCGGCUGCACGUCGACCGUGACGAGGCGGCGGAGGGUGCCAGGAGGGGUCGCCGCGCCAUGGCGGCGUCGAGGGCGGCGAGGAACGCGGCCGCGCGCGAGAGGGCGGCCGGCAGGGAGGAGCGCGCCGCCGUGCGCAUCCAAGCGUUCUACAGAGGAUACUUGGCGAGGAGAGCCCUGCGCGCGCUACGUGGACUGGUGCGGCUGCAGGCGCUAGUCCGCGGCCACCAGGUGCGUCGACAGGUCCACCUCACCAUGCGCUGCAUGCAGGCGCUGGUUCGUGCGCAGGCCCGCGUCCGCGCCCACCGCCUCACUUCCCACGUCGCACUCCGAACCCACGAGGACGACCACGGCGAGCCGGCGGAGGUGGGACGUGCCAGGAGGAACAGCCACCACGUCGCCGGCGGCGGCGCCGGUGGAUACGCCUACGCGUGCCCUCCUCCUCCGUCGGAGGGAGCGUGGGACGCCGUCCCACUCCCGCGCGCCGAAGGCCGGCGAUGGCACGACGACGCGGCGCUCAGGCGCGAGCUGGCCCCGCCCUACGCGUACGGUUACCAGGAACAGGUGCCGCGCGAGGUGCGAGACGAGCGCCGAGUCGGCUGGCAGUGGCUGGAGCACUGCAUGGCCGGCGUGCAGCGGCCGCGCCACGUGCCGGAGGAUCACCAGAGCGACCAGCUGCAGCACGUCGCCGCCGCGGAGACGUCCUACGUGACGGCGGCGGCCACGGACGGGGUGUCGGAGAAGACCGUGGAGAUGGACGCGGGGAGGAAGCAGAGCCCCGCCAAGGACCUGUACCCGGUGCGCCCUCCGGCGGCUGUCCCGGGGUACAUGGCGGCGACGCAGUCCGCGCGCGCCAAGGCCCGCAUGGCGCCGGCGUCCGCCCCUGUCGUCGUCGCUCCGAGGGCGCAGGCGCACUCCCGGAGCCGGUCCAGCUCACUGGCGCUCGCCGGGGCCUCGACCGCCACCUCGGGCUGGAGCACGAACAACAAUGGCAGCGGCGGCGGCGGACGAACGGCUCAGCACAGAGCUGGGUAUAGCCCGGAGUCGAGCUGCAGCGGCGACCGGACGCCGCCGCCGCCGCCGCUGGGCAGCCGGGGCAGAGCUGCUUAUGCUUGAACCUUGCAUUGGUAACAAACAACUGAUACAGAGUGCUUGGUCUGAUCGUAAGAUUGUCACGCAUCUCUCUCUUGUCCGUUUGGCGUCGUCUUACUGUUACUGAUGUUUUUUUUUUAUUUCUACCGGUUUGAAUGUCGUUUCUUUCUUUCUUUUCUGAAACCAGGCCAUUUUCUCUCGUAUUUGUAUAGUGCAGUAAACUAGUACUACACCA
Oryza brachyantha (malo sina) is the source of this 1682-nucleotide messenger RNA. RefSeq names its product protein IQ-DOMAIN 1-like. Gene Ontology annotation, molecular function: protein binding. The transcript has 4 exons. NCBI's taxonomy places the organism in Eukaryota, Viridiplantae, Streptophyta, Magnoliopsida, Poales, Poaceae. The coding region runs from base 128 to 1471 and encodes 447 amino acids. The record is from RefSeq and is a predicted model, not a curated record.